This is a messenger RNA of Parastagonospora nodorum SN15, 105 nucleotides long. RefSeq lists its product as hypothetical. The record is from RefSeq and is a predicted model, not a curated record. Bases 1 to 105 code for a protein of 34 amino acids. The transcript is spliced from 2 exons. NCBI's taxonomy places the organism in Eukaryota, Fungi, Ascomycota, Dothideomycetes, Pleosporales, Phaeosphaeriaceae.
AUGGACUUAGCAACGCCGCUCGGGCCCCAUCCCGACUUUGUUGUGCAAGAUGGGCAUGCGUACAGCGCUGUCGAUAUUGGGCUCGAAAUGGCCUAUGUAUUUUGA